AUGGCUACUUCCAGUGUUCUAACUCCAACAACAACUUCAAGUAAAACUAUUUCUUCAGCACCUACUACUACAGAAUUACUAAGUAAACAUACUUUACCAGCAUCAUGGUGGCAUUCGGAAUCAAUUUUUGAAUUAGAAAAAAGAGCUAUUUUCCGUCAAUCAUGGUUGUAUUGUACUCACAAAUCAAGAUUCGAAAGACCAGGUAAUUAUUUUCAACUUACAGUUACCGGUAUUAAUUUUUUCAUUAUUGAAUCAAAAGAUGGUUCGAUUAAAGCCUUUCAUAAUGUUUGUCGUCAUCGGGCGUAUCCAGUUGUUAAAAAAGAUCAAGGUAGCUCAACAGUUUUAGGAUGUAAAUAUCAUGGUUGGUGUUAUAAUUCAGAUGGUUUAUUAAAUAAAGCACCACAUUUUGAUAAUAUUGAAGGUUUUAAAAAAGAAGAAAAUUCAUUAUUCCCAAUUAAUUUACAUGUAACACCACAAGGUUUAGUUUUUGUUAAUUUUUCACAAUCACCACCAAAAUUUGAAGAUUGGUAUUCUGGACUAACUGAUGAAUUGAAUGAAUUUGAUUUUUCCGAUUAUGAAUAUCAUUUUAGUUAUGAAUUAAAUGGUGAUUUUAAUUGGAAAACUUUAAUGGAUGGUUAUCAAGAAUGUUAUCAUUGUCCAACAGCUCAUCCAGGCUUAAAUAAAGCAUUUAAAAUGGAAACUUAUAAAGUUGUUCCAAAAAAUAGAUAUUGUAGACAUUAUGCUACUUUAGUUAGAGAAGAACCAAAAGAACAAGUUGAAGAAAAAUCAUCAUGGUUUGGUUUGAAAAAGGAACAACCAAAACCAAAACCAAAACCAAAAAGUAACCCUGGUGGUGAAUUUGAUGGAUUAUGGGUUUAUCUUUAUCCAAAUAAUGGUGUUAAUUGUUAUUCUCCAGCUUGGUAUUCAAUUCGCGUUUUGCCAAUAUCUGCUAAAAAAACUGUACUACAAUAUGAUAUAUAUACUAAAAAAGGAAUUGAUGAAUCUACAAAGAAGGAAUUUGUUGAUUUCUUACAACUGGUUGAAAUUGAAGAUUUUAAUUUAUGUAAAUUGACACAAAAGAAUUUAAAAGAGGGUAUUUAUUCAUCUGGUUAUUUACAUCCUCAAAAAGAAAGAGGUGUUUUAUAUUAUCAAGGUUUAGUUAAAGAUAUGGUUAAAGAACAUUUUGAUAAAGAACAAGCUAAAGGUGAAAAAAUUGAUCCAGCAUCAAUUGGUUCAAAUCCAAAAGAUAAAGCAAUUGAUGAAUUAGAAUAUAUUUGUAAAGCUAUAGAAUGUAGUGAUAAAAGUAUUGAUUGGUGA
Molecule: messenger RNA, 1317 nt
Organism: Insectozyma verbasci
Lineage: Eukaryota; Fungi; Ascomycota; Pichiomycetes; Serinales; Debaryomycetaceae
Source: the annotation of a GenBank genome assembly